Molecule: messenger RNA, 2231 nt
Organism: Sclerotinia trifoliorum
Lineage: Eukaryota; Fungi; Ascomycota; Leotiomycetes; Helotiales; Sclerotiniaceae
Source: the annotation of a GenBank genome assembly
GAAGUCACUAAUAGUAAAUAAACCAGAAUCUCCUCUGUGAACUACGUUGAUUCUUAAAGCAUUUCCCACAGCUCCCGAAUUUUUUAAUUCUUGCUAUUGCCUUGACCCAAGGAAAAGGAAAUAUGUCUAUCGUUAUUGACAAGAUCCUUGCUGCUUCCCCAGACACUCAACGUGGUCGUCCCUCACAGCUCAGUUGUGAUCCAAAGGGGGAGCGUAUUGCUUAUGCCGUGCGUAUAUAUUUUAGAAUUCACAAUAUGCAGUUGCUGACUUUUUGUAUAUAGUCCGGCAAAUCUGUCUUCGUUCGUAAUAUCGAUGACCCUUCGUUAAGUAAACAGUACAUAUCUCACACAACCCAAACUACCGUUGCUCGAUUUUCUCCUUCCGGUUACUACAUAGCCAGUGGUGAUGUCUCUGGAACUGUUAAAGUCUGGGACUCUAUAGAAGGUGUUAACACCAAGGGAGAUUAUCAUAUUAUAAAUGGCAGAAUUAAUGAUAUUGCAUGGGAUGGGGACUCUCAACGUAUAAUUGCGGUAGGAGAUGGGCGGGAGCGAUAUGGGGCUUGCAUAACUGCGGAUAGUGGAAAUACUGUGGGGGAGAUUGUUGGGCAUACUGCGGUUAUCAACUCGGUCGCAAUUCGCCAACAAAGACCCCUCAGAGCUGCUACUGGUUCCGAUGAUCUUAGCAUGGUGUUCCUUCAUGGGGCACCUUUUAAAUUCAAUGCUAAGCUGGGAGAGCUCCAUAAAGGCUACAUUUACGGGGUAGGAUUUUCGCCGGACGGAAACCAUCUGGUAAGUGUUGGAGCGGAUCGCAAAAUUCAAUUAUAUGACGGAAAGACCGGUGAUGCGAAAGCAAACUUUGGAGAGGGAGAACAUAAGGGGAGCAUAUUCAGUGUCUCGUGGGCGAAAGACUCAAAGAGACUAGUCACAGCGAGCGCUGAUCAAACGGUCAAAUUAUGGGAUGUCGAAGCUGGUAAGGCGGUUCAAACUUGGAGAUUCGGUGAAGAAGGAAAUGUUAGCAUUCCAGAUCACCAGGUUGGUGUCGUAUGGCCUUCUCGCAGUGAUGGAAUGAUUAUCAGUUUGAAUUUAGCUGGGGAUCUUAACUAUCUGGCUGAAGGAACGGAUAGACCAACCAAAAUUGUCCAAGGACACGGUAAAGCUAUUACAGCUAUUGGAUCAAGUCAUACGGAGAAGGGUCAAACAUUAUGGACAGGUAGUUUUGAUGGUCGAGUCUGUUCUUGGGAUGUCGGUACUGGUAUCGGCUCUGCUACCGAAGGCUCCUCGCAUACCAAUCAAGUAUCGAGCUGGGCUAGCGCUGGAGACAAAUCGUAUAGUGUUGCCUGGGACGAUACUUUACGAACUAUCGAUGUCCCAGGAAACACUUUCAUCGGGGAGGCAGCUAAAUUGAACGGACAGCCCAAAGGAGUAGCAGCUGGGGGUGAUGAUAGAUUAUAUGUUGCUACCACCAACGGUAUCGAUAUCUUCUCUCAAGGUACCCUCGUAAAUACGGUUGCAACCAAGGACUUUACUCCAACAUCUAUUACAGCAAACGGGAACAGUGUAGCGGUGGGAGAUGAGGGCAAUGUUGUACACAUCUACACGGUUGAUGGAAACAAUUUGUCUCCCAAAACAAAACUUACCAAAUCUCUAGCGCAAAUCUCCGCAUUGGAAUUUUCGCCUAGUGGAGAUCUUCUUGCAGCAGGAAACUCGUCAGGAAAAAUUCAUGUUUAUGAUACAACAAGUUGGGAAAUCAAGACGGAUAGAUGGGGCGGUCAUACGGCAAGAAUAACCAGCAUUGGUAAGUCUGUUACUUUUCUUUUUGGAUGUCUUACCCAACCCUAAAAUAUCCUUGACGCCUUUUUCGAUUUCCAAGCGCAUAACUAAUGUUUCUCUACAGAUUGGAGUCAAGCCGGAACUCAUGCCGUGAGUGGUAGUCUCGAUACCAACAUCUUCGUUUGGAGUCUUGCGUCACCAGGAAAGAGAGUCAAAGCUCCCAAUGCGCAUAAGGAUGGGGUUACUGGUGUUCGUUGGGUCGAUGGUGGAAAGAAGGUCGCUUCCGUUGGUGGGGAUGCUGCUUUGAAGGUUUGGGAUGUUGCCGGAUUAUCUUGAAGCGAAAUAUGUGUUUAGAACACGUGCGAUGUGCUUAUGCAUAUUAUUUCCUCUCGCGGUAUUGAAGAUUUUAGCGCAGUAAGAUAUCAAGUGAAAAGCAUUUACUAAGGGCUAAAUAAAUAUAGA